AUGGCUUCUCUAUCCGAGAUCAUCGAGCUCGAACCGGAAGAAGAGCCUUGGUGUGCUGGUUAUGCUCCUUCACAGGGCCGUCGUUGUCACGCCCGCACAAAUGCACGCGGUCGUAGUACUGCAAUGAUGCUUCUCAACGAGGGUACCAAAGACCUUCGAGCCGGUCGGAACAUCGAUACACUGCUGGAGGAUUUAGCUCCUUAUGUUUUAUGCACAAGGUUCCACCAGAGCCAAGCUUGGGAUCUCGCGCGUCGUUGGAAAAGACAAGUCCGUACAUAUCUCGAUUCGCAGGUUGUUUCAACGAGAUAUACACGGCCAGUGCGAACACCAUCCCGAGUUAUCUCACAGACUGCCGAGGCGAAUAUGGAGGAGAGAAUUGCCGUUCUUCAACAAAGACUUCGUGAGGCUAAGGAAGAGGUCAGGCGCCUCAAGGUCGCUCAAUCUGGCCUACCAGUUACUACAAACCCCUCUCAUCGCGAGGGUAGAAACAUGAGCGCAGUCGGUUAUUCCAGCACCGCGGGCCGCGCAUCGAGCGGAAACCCUCCAUUCAAGCUCAAGCCAGUCGUCAAACAACCAAUGUACCUCGACCAGUCCAAGCUCAAGCCACUCGUCAAACAACCAAUGUACCCCGACCAGUCCAAGCUCAAGCCAAUCAGUCAACAAUCAAUGUACCUCGGCCAGUUCAAGCUCAAGCCAGUCGUCAAACAACCAAUGCACCUCAGCCAGUUCAAGCUCAAGCCAGUCGUCAAACAACCAAUGUACCUCGACCAGUCCAAGCUCAAGCCAGUCGUCAAACAACCAAUGUACCUCGGCCAGUUCAAGUUCAAACCAGUCGUCGAACAACAUCUGUUUCUAUUUCGAGCCCAAGACCUUUCGCAAGAUGAAGACUGGGACGAAGAAGAGGAGAGCGAAAACAGUGGUGGUGAAGACCACGCUGAUGAUGAUCAAGAUGACGAUGACGACGACGAUACGGAUGAUGAAGAACACCCCGAAGAAUUGGUUUGGUGCAAGGCACGUUGUGGAGUCAACUUCCACAAGAAAUGCAUCGACCAAUGGCUAGAAACAAAUCAUGCUUCCACAUGCCCAACAUGUAGGAGUAAUUGGAAACACUGA
Messenger RNA from Penicillium expansum, 1113 nucleotides. RefSeq lists its product as uncharacterized. NCBI's taxonomy places the organism in Eukaryota, Fungi, Ascomycota, Eurotiomycetes, Eurotiales, Aspergillaceae. The record is from RefSeq and is a predicted model, not a curated record. Gene Ontology annotation, molecular function: ubiquitin protein ligase activity. The transcript has 3 exons. The coding region runs from base 1 to 1113 and encodes 370 amino acids.